Mollisia scopiformis is the source of this 1171-nucleotide messenger RNA. RefSeq names its product glutathione S-transferase. Lineage: Eukaryota; Fungi; Ascomycota; Leotiomycetes; Helotiales; Mollisiaceae. The record is from RefSeq and is a predicted model, not a curated record. The coding region runs from base 247 to 897 and encodes 216 amino acids. The transcript has a single exon.
CGCGGAGCAAGUGCAAGGUUGUGGGAGCCGCAUUCCUAAUAAUUAAUAAGCGCAACAAUGCGGCCUUACAUGAUGACUUUCUGAAGGAUCGCAAUUCUAGACUUGCCUUUUUGGUAAGCUGUGUGUAACAUCAAUUAUGAGAAUACUGUGUCUUCAUUGUACCAGAAUGAUUUGGAUAUAUUACUAGUAGUCAAUCAUCGUUGGUCAUGGAGUCAUUGCAUCAAGACAGCGCAAUUCCUCACAACCAUGGCACCAGAUCUGAAGUUCUACUACGCACCCGGUGCCUGCUCUCUAGCACCACACAUCCUCCUCCACGAAGUAGGAGCAAAAUAUGAACCAGUCAUUCUCCGAAUUGGCGCAACACGCACCGAAUUUCCUGCAUCUUUCAAAGACGUCAAUCCCAAAAUGAGGGUGCCGACUAUAGUUAUUGAUCAAGAAAUAAUCACCGAGAUUCCGUCCGUCUGUACAGCCAUCUCGCAACUUACGCCUUCCAAGAACCUCAUGGGUAAACCUGGGCUUGAGAAUAUCCGAGUAUUGGAAUGGAUGAACUACCUUUCUGGCACCCUUCACGGAGGUGGCUUCGGACAUUUAUUUCGACCUGGAAGAUUCACGGCAGAUGAGAGCAGCGAAGCGAAAAUGGGUGUAGAGAAGAAGGCAAGAGAGGCGAUUGGAGAGUCUCUGGUGUUUGUGGAAGGCAGAUUAAGGGACGGGAAGUGGGCGGUUGGGGAGCAGAUGACGACUGUGGAUGUAUUUUUGCUUGUGUUUUGGAGGUGGGGUGUUGCGUAUCGGUUUGGGAUGGAGAAGUAUCCGAGGUAUAGGGCGUUGAUGGAACGGUUGAAUGAAGUGGAGAGUGUGAAGGAGACGUUGGAGUUCGAGAAGAUUAAAGCUAUGUUGUGAAGAGGCGGGGGUAUAUUAAAGGCGACGCACUGAACAAGGAGGCAUUGCUGAAGCUUGACUAUCCUGAUUUAUUUUUUGGCUUAUUGUAUUCGCGAGCUAUGAUUAAUCAUUGUAUUCUUCAUCACCGAAGUGUGUGAGCUUUCUAGAGGCCAGUGCUCGACAUCGACACUGCAUUUAAUCUGAUUAAAUCACAAUGAAGUGUUUGAAGAUCAUACAUAGAUUGGGCAUGGAUUAGAGCUUCUCGCUUGGUAUGCUGUUGUUGGUGCGAGAAGUC